Messenger RNA from Salmo salar (Atlantic salmon), 4018 nucleotides. The record is from RefSeq and is a predicted model, not a curated record. Lineage: Eukaryota; Metazoa; Chordata; Actinopteri; Salmoniformes; Salmonidae.
CUGAGUGACGAGGACGAUGAAGACUUGAUCCCUGGAGAGUUCACAUAUUUCUCUACACCUGAGGGGGACAAUAGAGAGGUGAAGGACAGACCCUGCUCAGAACCACUCAGGUCUGUGUUUGUCCUGUCUCAGAGCUGUGUUUUCAAUCAAAUGGUCCACAAUGGAGCAUGUAGGUCGCUGAGUGAGAUUGUACUGCCGUCCAGCCGGAGUAGGCAGAGGAAGCUCAUGCCCAUCAUCGUCUCCUCAGACACCAGCUUGGUAAUGGGAAUUGUGGAGAUGGUGAUGAAAGUCAUCAACUCCAGGCUAGCUCAGCUAAUGCUACAUGUGGGUUGUAAUCAGGGAACUGAAGGUCAUGGCAGCAACUCAGCAAGCAUUCAGUUUGCUCAAGAGAUGCUGAGCAUGGCAACUGCAUCAAUGUAUGCCCACGCCAUGGCACAUAUUGCGCACGGAAGCAAGUCCAACUGUCGCCAGUCCAAAAAGUCUCUGCUUGAAUUAGAGGGGGAGCUUGAAGCCAUAUUGGGUCCUCUGGCUGGACAGGUAAUAGUCACCAUCAUUAAUAUUAUCCUUAGGACUAAAGACAAUGGAAGAACUGAGCAGGAACGGACCACCCCUUUGAGUUAUUUCCUUACUGCGGUUUCUGCUGAAAUUCAAAGCAUGGUAGUUCAAAGAUCUGCAAGUAGACAGUCCUCCAGGCAGUCCAUCAGUGACCACUUGUUGAAUGUCUCCAAGGGCAAGAUUGUGAAAGCCGUUCAAAUUAAAAUGUCACAACUCUAUGGCGAGUCUACCAAUGAAAGCUGCAUAUCAGCAACUCCAACAAUCCAGAGCCUGUCCAAGUGCCCAUCCAAAGAAUCCCUUUGUGAUUGAACUCUCACCUCAGACGAUGUGCAUCCAGCUAAGUUUAUGUCUAGCAACAGAAUUACAGCAUUGUCGACUGAUGUUGUGGAUGUUGUGUUUGGUGAUGUUCUUUAUAAUCUUGGACUUUUGGACAGCCAAACACAUUUAAGGCCACAGAGCACUGGCUCCAGCUCAUCAAUAGAUAUCAGCGGUGUUGCUGGGGAGAUGGUCAGACAAGUCUCCGUAAAACUCCAGCCCUUUGUUUCUGAGAGCAGUCUGGAGGCCAUGUCCAUGACUCACGACUCACCAUCUUUGCCCAUCUCAGACUCUGACUUGAAGUUAUUGUGCUCUCACUCAGCGUUUGCUGUGGCAACUGCCUGCCAAGCAAUUAAAAAUGAGCUUGAGAUUGAGAUGAGUCUCAACCCAGCCACAGAGGCCGGCUCCCAGGGUAACCUUGCUGCCAGAGACCUGGUAUCUUCUCUGUCACAGAGUCUUGAGGACAUAGAUGUUUCUCACAUCAUUCAGGGCCUUAAGGAGGAAGAUGUGACAUUUGCCAAUCUGAACGAAACCCCUUUGACCGACACUAAUAGAUUAGAGGAAAUCUUAUCUGCCCAUAUUUCCCCUGAAAGUAUUGCAGCGGCAUCGGUUGAUCUUUUUGAUGGCGUAUUUGGAGACUUGCAUGAGGCAUUUGAGGCAAAUAAGGUCUCAGCAGCCACAAAAUCUGGUCGCAAAAAGUUCUGGGUGGAAGUACAUUCAAGUUCACAAAACCUGUACACCAAUGUGCUGGACUAACUAAAUAAGUGGUUCAGUUUACACCAUCUCACUGAGGAAAAAGAUGUCCCUCUGAAUACCAAGCUCUCUGCAACUGGACCACUCCUAACUGAGGCCUGUUUGGAGGUAUCUCCUGUGCAAAAGACCAGUAUUAACAGCUCUGGUAUGUCCUUCAGGUCUCUGAGUAAUAUCUCAGACAACCAGCUAACCCUCAACACAUGCACUAAAGAGGUCAUCAAAAAGGUGGCCUCAGUUCUGAAGGUUGAGGCUUCUAAGGAAGACUGUUCUUCUUCCAUUGGAGGGAGGACAUUAAAUGUGUUCUUGGAGUUCAGCCAGAAGUUGGAUGCUCUCAUUUCAAAGUUGGAGGACCUCCCCAUUUCUGGUGAGAUUUCCUCUCUCACACAGCCACAAAGUGCAGUCAGCAGCAUCAGAACCUCUAAUAUUUCCAUCCGGAGUAUUCUAAGUGUGGAGUUCCACACAAAGGCUAACCAGAUCGUGAGUGAGGCCAUCUUUGGAGCUGCAAUUGUUUUCAUUGCUCGCAAGGCCAACCAUUUGGAGCUACUGAAUAUGCCUGCUACCUAUUCACAGCAUCUGUUUGCAGCAGCCUCGGACAUUGUGAACAUUAUUGUGGAAGACCUAGAGAGAGAGACCAUGGAUACAGAGUCCCACCUCACACCUAAAAUAGUUUUUGACGAGUUCCUGGAUGUGGCUCACAACAUCUACUACCGAGUGCGGGAUAGGCUGAAGGUCUUCUUCUCCAUGUCCCCAGUGCCAGCCUCCAAAACCAAAGAUGUGGUGGAUUCCAUGCCUGUGGAGAAACAUGGAUACUUUGAGGCCUCUGACAAUGCUCAUGACCCGGAGCGACCUCAAUCUGUCAGGAGUGAGAAGAUGUUGACAAAAGACAGUUUAGCCAAUAUUGAAAGGUCUAAAUCCCUUGCAUCUCAGGGUGGCACGUCAACAGAAAAUCAAGACUUUGACACCUUCACAUUAACACCCAUCAAGAGCAUGUCAGUGUUGAGUGAUCACAGUUUGAGAGGAGAUUUUUCUCUCUUGAGUGAAAGUUGCCAACCACUUUUGGCUCUCCAAGACUCAACAGUGCCAGUCACUAAGCAGAGUUUCACCAAAUCUGCUAAGAACACCCUCAGCCAGAUCCUAAAUGUGAUCAAGUGCAGAGUGGUUGCCUCGGAUAAUUCACCUGUUGGACAGAAGACAACUGACAUGUUGGACUCUCUUCUUGAGAGCCUUGACCAGUUGACUGCAGAUGAGAUAAAGGGGACAGCGUCCCACAGCUUGAUCACAAUGGAUGUGCCAGAGUCACUGUCUAAGCAAUCCUUAACAAAAUGCUUGUCAACUCAUGAGAGGAACCAGGAUUCUUCCCCUGCAAAGCUUGUGUGUCAACCAUCAUGCCUGAUACCAGCAUCCAUGUCUGACACCAACAUUAUAUUGCAAACUAUAAUGGAAACGCUGGUGACGGACAAAUCAAAGAAGACUUCAGCAGAGGAAAACCUUGAGGCUUAUCUCCAUUGAAACCAUUCAAGGUGUGUCAGACGACCUCAUCACAAAGGUCCAUGGUCUCAUUCAGGAGAUCACAAUAAGCCGGCAACUUCAAUCCAUGGCUGGCCACAGGAGCUUCUCUGAACCAAAGCCAGCCCUGAAAAAGCUGUCAUGGAAUGAUGCCUCUGAGCUCGCCUACAGCUUUGCUGAAAAUUCUGUUUGGACUCUCCUGGUGCAGUGUUUAGAUGUGUCGCUCUUUUCCACUGGAGUAAGGCAGACGAUGGAUCAGGUCACUAAGAUAAUGACCAACACAGUGAUGGACACCCUGACUGAUGUGUCCAAGCCCACAGUGAAGUCAGAGGAUGGCAAGUUAAAUUGCCAUUUUAACUCUGUAGAGGAAUCUUUUGUAACGUGCUCAAUAGAUUGUUUCUUAUGAUGUAAAGUUUACUGACUUCAACUGUGCCUAAUGUAUCAUCUCUACUUCUCCUAGAAUUAGUUUCCAGGUUAGUCCUACCAGAUGAAUUCCCAACCAGGAGCCUUAACCCAUAUGAUGACAACGCUGAGGUGAUGCCUCGCUCUGCUGGUGGUGAAAAGAAUAGCAAGAAGUGGCGUUUCCUUUUCAAAAUGCCUAACAUCCCGAAGAUCAGGAUCAAGGUGUUCAAGAGAAAAGGACAAUCCAAGAAGCACCCUGAACUGGAAGCGCUGCCAACAAAACGUUUCAGUGAUAUGUCACUGAAGGUUCCUUCCGCUUCCCCGCCCAUGGAGGACCUGAUACCUGCACCUGCUGCACAGGAUCCCCAGUCCCGUAAAUGCCCCUUCGUGGUUAGGGUGUUUCGGGCCCUCUCUCGAGCCAUCACCAGCCCCUUCAGAGGAGCUUCAGGGAAGAAGGACUAGAUAAGUGCCUGAUUUUAAUAAACAU